CUUUUUCCUUUCAAUGAUUCAUGGCACAUGGAAUUGCUGGUAGUUUAUGUCAUUUAAUUGGAAUUUGCAAGAAUAUUUGUUUAAUUUUCAGUGAACGUUCUUUUUUUUUACGUAUUUACCGCUCUCUUCAACUACUUGUGUUUUCCAGGACAACAGUGUGACAAAGAUACGCGUAAGAAGCAGUUGAUGUGUGGAAUAUAACGGAUGAGGGAUCAUCCUGUGCAAUACGAAGUAUUGUUUUGGAAACGUCAGGAGGAUUCAGAUUCAUUUGACAAAGUAUUCAGAGAGGGAAAGAAGCGAAAAAGUCACGAUUAAGCGGAAAAGUAAAAGGAAUUAAAAUAUUAAGCUAAACCAGCCGUUAUACGUGUAGUAAUUCUUAUCAUUUAAAGAUAGCACUGUCCAGAAAAUUGUGAUUUGUUAGCGAUCAACGAACCAAUCAACAGCUGCACGCGCCUAAUUCCAAUUCUUCCAUGGAAUGGUUAUCAGCGCCCAAGUGCUUAGUGUUAACGUUGGCGGAAGCAGUAACAACAGUAAUAGCGGUAAUAGUGAUAAAGGAACAAAAUCAGACAUUGUUAAUAAGAACAGUUCACCAGGAACGACAAAACUUACGACUGGUGACGAAAUCGAAAAUCAAGAAGAUCAGCAGUCGAAAAAUCAAGAGUGUAGCAUCAAUCCAUUGGUUGCGAAAAGCUCGCCUGCAGUCUGGUUUAAGCAUCAACAACCACAGCAGCAUCCUAAGUGGCUGCUAAGUUGUUGCACAUCAAAUCUUACCACAGCUGCGCAACAAUUAACUGUGUUGAUUGAUAGUAUCGGUGGCUGUAUUCCAGAUCCUCUCGCAACACCAGCGACCAAUAUCGCUUUCAUUGCUACUGCUAUUGAUAGUAAGAAUACGACGAUAACAACAACCACAACGGUUUCAACAACUGUUCCUGAGACUACGACAGAACAGGAUAUGAGCCGAGAGAGUCGUCAUGUCCAUGUAAUUGGCCUACCGGAUAGUCUUUCGGAUGAACGAGUCUCAUCAUUUUUUUCCACAUUUGGUCGUGUUCAAAAAGUGGAACGCCUGGGUACCACCGGUUUUGUGGUUAGCUUCAUGGAUGUUCGGUCGGCACAAAAAGCCCAUUCAACGGAGCCAAAAUUUCAAGGUCACAAGUUACGAAUCGCAUUCCACGAACAGAGCAAGAACGGCUUGGUGAACCCGACAGCAUCUAGUAAUGCAGCUGGGGUUGGCUCACCUCAGAAUACGAAAAAUGCUAGCAGUGGCAGUACGACGAUCGAUUCGCAUCGACGUUCAUCUGACCUGCAUUCACCAAAUUCAUCCUCAUCAAAGCAGAUUCAGAAAGAACGAACGUCACAACAUCGACUUUCAUCAUCACGGCGGCAGUCUCGAGAACGUGAACGUGACAGAGAACGAGGAAAUUCGAGUCGAACUGAUGAACGAUCUCAGCGAAGCAGGACUUCAGGCAAUAAUGACCGGCGAAUGGGCGCUAGUGAUUCACGUCCUUCACGGCGAUCACGUCAUUCGCCACGUGCAUCUGCAUCAUCUGAUUCGAGUCGUGAUUCAUGGGUCCUCUGGACACUAUCAUCAUGCGUCGAACACCCAUACUGUACAGUCAACGGUUAUCAAGCUGGGAACACCAAUGGGUCCUCUGGACACUAUCAUCAUGCGUCGAACACCCAUACUGUACAGUCAACGGUUAUCAAGCUGGGAACACCAAGUUCGCGACGCAAUGAUACAAAUUCAUUCAACGAAUUGUCAUCUACAUGUGGUACCCAUGACAGCUUAUCAGGCAUAUAUGUGUCCAAUUUGCCAUCUUCGCGUACGGAAGGUUUUCUAAGAGAUGGCUUGACGAAUUUUUUUAAGAAAUUUGGCAAAGUAGUUCAUAUCAUGUUUGAGACGGAAUCUGGUCCAAAUUUUGUGGAACAGCGUCGAGCACUCGUUAUUUUCCAGAGGCUGAUGGAUGCUGACAAACUCAAGGACAACCAUCAUAUGUUUGGAUUGCGGCUGAAAAUAAGAUUUGCGAGUCACGCUACCGUUACGGAAGCCUACAGCACAUAUCUGGUAACAAAUGGGCAGGCUUGCACACGGUUACAGGAAUGCUUAUCAUCUCAAGAUACUGCUUCAACAUCGAGUUCUUCAGCGGUCGAUGCGCUUGCUAAUCGAGCUUCUCGAACUCUCUAUGUCGGCGGCUUAGAAAGACGGACAACUGAUGAUUCUCUUCGCUCUCGUUUUAGUUGUUUUGGGCAUAUCCUGGAAACAGAAGUGAAGAAUUGGGAAAGUCCAUCACCGUUUGCUUUCAUCCAAUUUGCUGAUAUUCAAUCGGUUGUCUGUGCAAUAAAUGCGUAUGCUCAGUCGACACAUUCAUCCGGUGGUAAAGGCAAAUUAAAGAUGAACUGGGGUCGUACAAUUGUUAGUAACAAGAUUUGGAUUGGAGAGUUGCCGUCAAGCUGUUCGGCAGAUUAUUUGCGUGAAAAAAUUCGAGUAUCGUUCACAGAUACAUUCAAUGAGAAAGCAUUUUCAAUGAUUAAAACAAAGCAGGUAGCUUUUUGGAAUGCAGACGAAAAAAAAGAUGUUCACGUGCCAGUAGAUUAUUGUUCAGAAAAACUACAUGAUUAUUUCGUUGAUCGGAAAUUCCGUGGUGAAUCUGGAAAUGCUCUUGUGAAUGGUAAUGGGCCAGGUUCAUGUACUGGUAACAGCACACUAGCCUGUUCUAGUGGUGGAUUAGCGAUCGCAUCUACAUCUGCUUCAUCGUUACUUGCACCGCCUCCCGAUCCACCAAGUCAUCUUCGUGACACAUCCUCGCGGACCGACGGUCGGAGGUCGAGUUCGAGUAUGGCGUCGCGGAGACGAAGAAGUGAUGAACGAGAGGGCUGUAGAACUUCAUCUCGUUCUUUGCGAUAUUCAUCCUAUAAUAGAUCUCGACGACGACGUGAGAGAGCUAGGCGGAAUGAUGUGUCUCCUUCGUCAUCAUCAACCUCCUCAACAUCUAGUGAUUCUGAUUUAAGUAGUUCCAGUACGCCGGAUAGGAAACGUACAGGCACUGGUCAUUCAAAGACUAACAUUCAACGUUUGCAUAAAGAUAAGACUCCAGUAUGUCCUUCCAGUUCACGACAGCCUAAUUCUCCUUCGAGUGGCAAGCCUGAUCGGAAUUUUGAGCGAUCUAACAGUAUCACUGGAAUCACGCUGCAGACUGUUGCAAAUCGUAGCAGCUCAAGAGCAAGCUUAGCGCAGCUGCUUCCACCUCCCAUGCCAUCGGCACCAAUUUUGAAUCCCGUUAUGAUAUCAACACCAAACGAAAUGAUACAGCAACAAGAAUAUCAUCAUUCAUCUAUGUCAUCGACAAGUUUGUCAGUUGAUAGUGGACUACCGUAUGGAGCAAAUGGAAAAUCCACGGCAGAACAACGAAAUAGGAAAGCGGAGCAACAGCAGACCGAUGCCAAGCGAUUAGACAACAAAGGAUCACAUGUCAGUGGGCUUUAUAAUCCUGCAAUGCAAGGGAAUUUUACUGCAAACGAAUUAAGUGCAAUAACGUCAAAUCGAAUUGAAGAAAUUGCCAACACUUUGGUGAAUGUGCUGCAACAUCAUUCCAAGGCAUCUACGUCAACGACAGCGAGUGCUCCAUUGGCUGUAAUGAGUGGGACUCAUCAGAACCAUUCGUCCACUUGUUCAACCCAGCGAUCUGCUGACGAUUUCUGCGACAGUAGCAGGCAUCAUUCCAGUAGAUUGUCUGCCUCUUUUGCUAAACGGACGAAGUGGCCAUGGGGGAAUGAUCCGAUCAAAAAUCACUGUGCAAUUCCUUUGGAUGGAAGCGCUAAUCGUAGUAGAGAUCCGCGGUACCGGAAAUAUUCGCCACAAACUUCCACCGUCUUACCGUUGCCUAAAUUUGUGCAUGAACGUCGUUCUACGCCAAGCUCAUGUCGGAGUAGCGUACCAGAUCCAUUCCGAUCCCCACAACAGCAGAAGCAGGAUUCAAGAUGCCUAAGGAAUUCUUUACCAGCUUCAAGUUCCAGUCUUGCUGGAUGUAGUUUGAAGUGGAGUGCUGCAGAAAAUUCACCUCCACAGAAAGCGACCAGGGGACGAACACAUUCGUCGGUGUCAAGAUCUGAAUCAAGCAACAGUGAGGCGAUGCUUUCGCCUGAUCCUUCAAACUCAACUACACAAACUUCAUUGGUGACAGGUACCAUAGAUAUUUUCGGGGAUACUUCGCCUUCCAACAACUCGAGUGCUUAUCGUGAACGACUUGAUGCAUUGGGAGCUACUUUUCAAAAUAUCGAGCAGAAAUUUCAGAAAACAAAACAGAACACCCAUCUGGAAUAUGAUCGUAAAGGACCAUUACAACGCAGUUAUAAGUUCGAAGAAGAACUGGAACGACUGAAAGCGCGAACUGGAUCGUCCAGUUCAACAGUAACCACUUCGCAGUCAGUAACAACAACUUGUUCUACGACUUGUUCUCAUCCCACAUCCAACACGUUCACGGAUUCUUUCACGAGAGUACGAAGUGGAUGUGGUACUACAUCGGUUUUCGAUUCGAAGGAUACGGAAAGUCAGAAGCUGAUUCGUACUCCACUUUCGAUCUCCAUUCCAAUGCCACCUGCUCCCUUAGCUUCCACUAGUUCAAGUCCCUAUACAACAGUUUUUUAUACCACAUGUAUCAGUUCGUCCAGUCUUUCAUCACCACAAUUUUCCGGUACUCAAAUCAAAAAGCCUAUUCCAUCAUCGAACAUUACACAGAGCAGUAAUCAGACACCGUCAUCGACAGCUGCUCGUAUUGCUUAUCCUCCAGACUUUAGUGUUCCACCUCCACCGCUUCCGCAACCUCCGGUACCUCCGACAUUGUCUUUGACGGCGUACAAAUCUGCAGCAACCGGCACGUCUCUGAUCUCAGCUCCACCUCCGCCGCCUCCGCUGACCAGUAAUAACAGCACUUCCUAUUUACUCGAUCCGACAUCGUCGUGCUUGACCACAUCGCUUCAGUCACUGACACGUAGCGCUGUUCCCCAAAGCGGUGUGCAGUCUUCAUCCUGGAGGACUGCAGCAAAACCGUCUACUCCUCCACCUCCUGCGUCACAUUCCAGUGUUAGUUCGAAGCAAACCUCAGUCUCAUCUGUAUCUAGCACUCCAAAACCGUCAACAUCAGGUUCAGCUUCCGGUGGUGCUGUGUUAGAGAUGGAUAAAAUGCGGUCACGAACUCAAGGAACUGAGAAGGUGCAGAUGCGAGAGAAAGAGCAUUUGAAGAUCGGUUCGAAGUCGCACUUGCCUGAGAAAAAGGUAUCAAAGGACUUAGCGAACAAGCAACCUUCACUAAGUGAAUUAUUCCGGCAACAGGCGCAGGAUUCGUCAGAAGUUUUAAAAAAGCAGUUGAAGAAAGUCAAAAAAGAGAAAAGCGAUGAACCAUCACACCACAGAUCAAAUGACGAAAGCAAAAAAGGAAUAACUGAAAGUACGAAAGGAAAACAUUCCAAGGAAAAUGAGAAAAAGUUACCGGAAAAAUCAGAUCAAAAUGUAGCUGAGAAAGAGAAAGAUAAACAUGCUGAUGGGAAAGGCCAGUCACAGGAAGCGAAGCUGAAAACCGCAAAUCAGAAGCAACUUAAAGAAAAAAAGAGAAGGAAUUGGUUUAGGGAGAAGGACAAGGAACACGAAGGGGGAGAGCCUGCGUCGGAAAGGAAAAAAACGCAACGACCAAUGGAGAAAAGUAUAAAAAACAAAUCGGUGAAGGAUGGUGGUGGUAUUAAACAGAAGGAAAAGGUCAAAGAAAAGGAACAGCUGCAGAAAUAUCGCUCAAAAAAGAGGCAAGAGGAAGAAAGAUGUAAGCAGAAGGAAAAAGAAAAGGAGCAGAGAAAGAAGGAACUGACUAAAAAGAGGAAGCGAAAAAGGGAAUCGAGUACAAGUUCGAGCGAGGAAGCAUCAUCAUCGGAAGUGGAACUCCAUUCAUUCGACCGAGAAUUGAAACGAUUGUUCAUGGAGGAAGAGGCUUCCGGCUCACUAGGUUUGUCGAUGUACGAUCGAGUCAAGCAGCGCUCAUCCUCGAAACCAGACGAUGCAGCCAGGAAGAAUCGGGCGUUGGAGUUGUUGCAGGAAAGGACACAGAACCGUCGAAAUAAUGAACAAAAUCGACCAAAGCGAGUGCAACUAGAGAGUUCAUCAUCUGAUGAAAAGAAAGGUUCGUCAAACGAUGACGAAUCCGAUAAUUCGUCAGGUCCUUCAAUAGACACAUCUAAAGCUCGUAAAAAGAAAAAGAAAACGGAACCGAAAGGUAAAGCGGCGAAAAAAGCGAAGUCGCUUCCACAAAAGAAGUUACGUGCUGACGACGAAACCGAGUAUAAUGAUGAUGGUGAUAAUAAUGGUAAUGAUGAUGAUGAUGACGAUGAUGAUGAUGGGGUUGGAAAGGAUUCAGAAAGGUCUGAAUCGGAGGAAGAUCACUCAAAGCGAAAACGUAGUCGAAAAGGAGCAGGAUUAAAGAUAUAUAAAAAACAGAAAAAGACGAUGUCAUUAUCACUGGAUGACGUAUUUGGGACUUAUUCCACGGAUGACGAGUCCACGAAGCAUUCCAAAGGCUCCAUUGUUCCAUCCUUAUAUAAGGAAAAGGAUGAAAAAGAGAAUGGUAAAAAAGCUAUCACAAAAAGUGAUGAAAAUCAGAAAUCAAAAAACGAGAAAGAGAAGAUAGAGAAUACUAAGCGUUUAACUUUAAAGAAAGAACGUAAAAAGGAAAAGCUGGACGAAAGCGAUGGAGGCGAAUCUGGUGCAGAAGGGAAAAAGGUUGUCCCACGGAAGACGGAAAGCAAACAAAUCUUCGAAAGAUCGGUUGAAAGGAAGGUUACUGGUAGGAAGCGAUUCGGCAUAAGUGAUGAAGUGAGUGAAGCUACUACCGUAAAUACUGUACUUCCGGAGAAAAAAAAACAGAAAGCGGAGAAAUCUUUGGUUGUAAUCUCAAUGUUCCGAGAGGAAGAUAAAAGGCUGUCUAAAGUGCAAGCGCCCAUCACUCUCGAACAAAAGAGAAAAAGUCAAACGCCUGGAACUAGUAGACAAUUUGAAAAGAAAUUAGCGAAAAAAUUAAAAAGAGAGCAGAAAGAACGACAUGAAGAACAGAAACGAGAGGCAGCUGAGACAAAACAAAAAGAUGAAAAAUUACAAAAUGAAACUCAGCGACAGAAAGUGAAUAGAGCUGAUAGUGGAAAUAGUGAUGGUGCUGGAGUGUCUGGUAUUUCUAGUCUUAAUGAUCGAAACUCAGAAACAGUUGUUCAAAGUCAUGAAUCAUCCAGCACCAAAUGUGUUCGAAAAAGACAUUUCAAAGCUGAAAAUUCUGAAAAAGUGAAAAAGAGCAGAGAGGAGCCGAAAUCACCGAAGACAGAUGUAUCUGAAACGAUUUCUGAUUCUUGUCAGGAUUUGAAAAGGAAAGCUGUGGUAGUAGUGAAGCAGGAACCGUCAAAUAAAUCUCCCGAAAAAAUUGCUGUGAAUAAUGUGAGAGAUGAUAUAUCCGGACCAGAAAGCAAAAGUGGUUCACCUUCUGAUCGUAGGAAUACAGCCCUUCAUCUUCCGCAGUCGGUGAAAACGACGGUCCCAUCUGUUAUACCUGCUGUUGUAGAAGUGAAGCGCAUUGAAGUGGAUUGUAUUUCGGAAGAAUGUGCAACGAAUACAACUUUACACACCAUGGCAAAUGAAUAUCAUUCACCCCGAAAUAAAUUACAUGAUGAAUCAAAUCGGUCCAGUAAGUAUGGCUCAAUGGAACAGAAGUUGGAAACCGAUGGAUCGUCAGUAGUAGCAGAUAAUAUUGUUGUAUCCAGACAUUUCGAAACGGAAUUUGCCGUGCAGUCGAUUGUUUUGGACGAUAGUCGAAGUCAGCAUAGCGGUGAAGAUAGUAGCGCCGCUAUGGAUUAUUUGAGUGAAGGCGUUGGUGGUUCAAAUUCGAGACGUGGUAGCCUCAACGAUUCAGCAACAAUGGCCAAUAUGAAUUUAAAUGCGAAUAAGCAGCAGGAGGAGAACAAUUCACAACAUAAUGCAGAUGACGGUAAUGGUGACAGUAUUACAUCAAAAUCAGCAGCGGAUACUGAACGUCAGGACAUGCAAUCGGAAGGUACUGACGAUGGUAAAGGUAAAAUGGACGUAGAUAAGCGAAGUGAUUCACAUCUUGACGAGGUAAUUGAUGAUGUAGUGGCCGGUGGGUAUAUGGAAGUAGAUGCUGAGCAACUAAUGCGUAUAAACUCAAAGAAGGCAAAAGAGGAAGCGGUUUUACGAGCUGCGGCUGCAUCUACACAGGGAAGCAUUAACGCAAAAGUUAUGCCAUCGAUAAGUUUCUCAAGAGAUGCUGAAACAUCGCAGUAUGAUUAUCAAAAUGCUGCUCAAGGAUCGUCGCAUAUCCAACAGCAACAGUAUGGAAGCAGUGGUUAUCAUGUGCAACAAUCACAACAGCACCAGCAACCGCAAAUGCCGCAGCAAAUACCUUUGCAGCAGGAUCUUUUGUCGAAACCGCUUCAGCAGCAGCUGCAGCAAAAUGUUAUCCAUGGUAAUAGCCAUGUGGUACUUCAGCAGCAACCACAACAGCAACAGCACAUGGGUCAAGUUGUAAUGCAACAACAGCAACAUAGUCGCCUAACUUCUUAUCAGCAAUCACAAUCGCAGAUUAUGAAAGUUCCCGAGACGACAUAUCUUCAGCCACAACAUUUGCCACCCAUCGAGCAGCGGGUACAGGGAACUACUGCGAUAUCGCAGCAGCAGCAACCACAUCCGCUGCAGUCACAGAGUGUAACAACAGGAAGUUUGCCAUCAUAUUAUCCAGGUAGGAAUGCUGUUCAGCAUCCUGGUACAGCCAGCUUUGCCUCACCUCAGAUGUCCCUUCAGCAGCAGCAGCAGCAGCAGCAGCAUUUGUUCCUGCAGCAACAGCAAACCACGGACAACAUGCAAAAUAUAACUAAUACAGUAAGUACCGGUGCUGUCCAUGCUGUUUCGCAGCUGCCUGAUGUGUGCCAACAGGUUGUACAAACAGCGUCAUCACAACAGCAAACAACGCAGUUGGUAGCUCAAUCACAUGUGCAGCAUCAACAAUCGAUAAAUUACGGUUCACCUAUGAUGACCGCCACAUGUAAUGCUGCAACAGUUGUAGCUGCACAGACUGUAUCUACUGCAUCUCGACAGCUAGAUUUGAACAAACAAAUAGGUUUAUCAACAGCACCGUUCCAAGAAUCGAUCAGUAGCAGUCCUUAUGAUUUAUAUGCUAAUCUACCGAGGAAACCAUCAUCCGGAGUAGUACAAUCACAGCACCAACAGCAGACUCAAGCAACUCAACAGCAGCAACAGCAGUUGAAAGUUUCCACAGAAACGCGUCAGAAUCGUCCUAAUCCAUCACUGCUUGCUGCACCAUUAAUGGGGCGUGCUGGAGCUGCGCCUUCCGGUGCAGCUGCAGCAAAUUUGCAAGCUAAUCGGUCAAAUGCAUCGACUAAUGUUGCACAUCAAGCAAAUCGUGCAAUGCAGCAGCAGCAGCAGCAACUUUCGCCGACUGCGCAGCAAGCAGUUGCAUUUGCAAUCGGUUUACCUGGUAGUACUUCACCAUUUACUCAAAUGCAACAGCAAUAUUUGCAGCAGAUGUAUCGUUCAACACUCUUCAACACAUUCCAAGCUGCGGCAGCAACAAGUGCCUAUGGUAGUGGAAACGUAGCUGCGGCAACCGGAGCAUAUGGACCAGGUGGUUAUUCGGGGACACCAAACAAUCCAACAGCAGCAGCGGCAGUCGCCGUUGCAAGUGCAGGUGUACUGCCUGGUACUGUACGACAGGAUACGCAACGACAACAGCAACAGCAGCCGCAUCUAGCGGAUCUUCAUCAACAACAACAGCAGCAACAGUAUCUGACGUCUAAUCUGUAUCAACAGUCUUCGCCAACGACUUCACUUUGCUCUCCGCAGCAAGCUAAUGUUGCGACGCAGCAACUGAAUUCUCUUUACGGUGCAGCCACUGGUGCGUUUCCGAUUUCGUGCGAAUCUUCGUUACUCUCUACACAACAGAUGACUAAUCAACCAGGAAUAUAUCAUGUUGGAGUUGGACAGCGUCAGCAAGAUGCUAAACAGUCGCUGAAAUCGAAACUGCCACAACAACAAUCGCAACAGCAACAGCAAGUAAAAACUUACGCUGGUCUACCGGCUGCGUCGGUUAUUGCCCGAUAUCCGGUUAUGUGGCAAGGCAUAAUUGCACUGAAAACAAACGAAACUCGUGUGCAGAUGCAUAAGGUUGGUGGUAAUGCCGAAAUGUGCAAACGAUCAUUAGAUCAGUUUACAACAACAUCAAAUCAUAUGCCAUUAAUAAGAAUUAACCAACGAAUGCGUAUGGAAGCGGGUCAGCUUGAAAGUGUUCAAUGUAAAAUGAUGGAUGAGCAUUCGUAUAUUGCGUUAAUUUGUCUCUCAUGUGGGCCGAGUAAAGAAGAUAUAAAGAGUCAGUCAGAGCUACUGAAAGAACGUUUUGUUGAUUAUUUGGAAUCAAAGCAGGCUGCUGGAAUAUGCAAUGUUGGCAACGAGCAGAAUCCGACACCUAAUACCAUCGUGCACAUCUUUCCACCGUGUGAUUUUGCAUCUGCAUUCCUGCAGAAGAAUAGUCCGGAUCUACUGGAAAUAUUCAGGCAACAGAAAGCUAGCUAUCUGUUUGUCGUCAUUACAUCUGCCAAUUAGUCCUUUGAAGUAAGAUAGCCUUCAUCACACAGAUGUCUUGAGGAAACGGUAUCUUCAAAGAUGUCCUGUGCGACGGGGAAAAUUUGUUGGAAGAACAUAGAAGUUAUGGUAUAUUGAUCUCAGAUGUGUACUGUAAUUCGUCCAGUGUUUCGGGAAAAACAUUUUUUUUCUUUAUUUCGACUGUGUGGAAGUUUAUUUUCUAUUGAUUUUGUUCAUGUUUAUGGGGACAUUUAAAAAAUUCUUUGUCCCUAUAAAGGAUUAUUUGCUGAGUCCUUUGUAUGAUAUAUAUGGGGCUGACUUUUUUUAAAAGAUCUGAAGAGGAGGAUUGAAAGAUGUUAUUUAGCUAAAUGUAGCUCCAUGAACGGUCUUAUUGUUAAAUUGAGUAAUAAGCUUAUUUUCAUCCGUUUACAUUCAUGACCUCGACGCAGUAAGCAACAUUUUCACACAGUGCUGAUCAAACUUCUGUCCAUGUGAUCACUUUAGGGCAAUGUAUUUUCGCUUUUGGUUUCAAAUGGUACUGGAAGAGAUUCAUGGAAGGUUAAUCGGUGUCGAGUGUGUUUUGAGAAGUUUUCCUUCGGUAUAUUUCUUGGUAUUUCUUCACCGUGUCCUGCACCGGUUUUUUUUUUUUUUUUUUUUUUUCGCUUUGCCAGGUUUUUUCUUCCAACACUGGGAUUUGGUCGCUACGGUUAAAAUGCUCUCAAUUGCUACUAAUGGCACCCUUAAUACUAC
Messenger RNA from Loa loa (African eye worm), 11380 nucleotides. RefSeq lists its product as hypothetical. Lineage: Eukaryota; Metazoa; Nematoda; Chromadorea; Rhabditida; Onchocercidae. The record is from RefSeq and is a predicted model, not a curated record. The transcript has 51 exons. Gene Ontology annotation, molecular function: RNA binding. Bases 476 to 10651 code for a protein of 3391 amino acids.